Messenger RNA from Mycena citricolor, 4982 nucleotides. NCBI's taxonomy places the organism in Eukaryota, Fungi, Basidiomycota, Agaricomycetes, Agaricales, Mycenaceae. The record is from the annotation of a GenBank genome assembly.
GCGAGGGGACUGUCAAAUCGAGUGAUGGGAUGGGCGGCGGUGCAAGAAUGAAGCUGCAUUUCUUGUCAACGUCUUGAUCUGGUUAUCAGGACGAGUCCUGAUCCGAUCAUCAAUUCAACCUCAGCACUGCACGUGGUUUACAUGGGAAUCCGUUCGCUUCUUCUCGUCCGCCAGAGCCCUAGGCUUGUCAUCCUCCGGAAUGUGUACAUAGGUGUGUUGUAAUUACACACGAGAAUGCAAAAUCUUCGUUGCAGGUGUAGACUUGAAAUAAAUGAAUGCCGGUCCAUCGAUCACAGCAAGUAAUGCGCUCUGAUGGGUCUCGAUUCUCGAACCGUUUUGUAAUAUCAGACAAUGUACCUUGCAUGUCCUGAGGAAAUUUCUACUCACUCCCGUCACGAGCUGACAGCAGACCCACGGCAAAAGAUUUCACCGAAUACGCCAUCCGAAUAACCCCUUCACCAGCACAGGAAUCGUGCGACAUUGCGCGCUGAUUCCCAUCGGCCAGGCACAGCGCGAGGUUCAACUCGGUGUCUCAGGGGACCGAAUGUCUGUUACAUAAGCGACGCUCGAUGGGAGAGUGUAUUGAUAUUGAGUGCGUUGGCGGACAGCUGGUAUUAUUCGGGUGGCGCGGACGACUGCUUGCUCGUUCCUGCCCCCAGCGUCGAUUGAGACUCGCCUAGAGCAGCCCGACAAACGGAUCGCUUGGAGCGGACGUGGAUGCGGAUGCGGAGGAUAUGCUUAGCGAGUCGCCCGCCAUCGGAGACGAUAUAAGAAUAAGAAGGAAGUGUCCUCCUCAACCUCAUUCCAAAGACUCAGCUCUACCGCAACACUCCUUCCAUACUUUCCAAUCGGUGUCAGGCUCUCCAAACACACAAAGAUGUUCCAAGCUAACCUCCAAACCAACACUCCUUCACCCUUUAUUCCUGAUAGCACACCCAAAGUCUGUGCGAUGGCGGUCACGGAUGCCCAGAAGGCUCCCUCCGUCACCGUCAGCAACGAGGCGAUUGUCGGUGCCGUGGGCGGUGUGCCCGGCAUCACCGGUGCCGAAGCCGUUGUCGGCAAGCUUGACCAGCUCUGGGACAGCGGAGCCACCAUCACCUACUCCUAUCUCAACGGCACGCCCGCGCAACAAGCCAAAGUCGACGCGGCCAUCCUCGAGUGGUUCCCGUACGCGAAUAUCACCUUCCAGCGCGCGCUCGCCGGUAUCCUGCGCAUCUCAUUCAACGGCCAGCAAGGUUCCUGGAGCUAUGUCGGCUUGGAAGCCCUCGAGGUUCCCAAGAACCAGCCCACGCUCAACCUCGGAUGGGUUUCCGAUUCGGCGCAGGCGACUCAGGAAGAGCGCGGCCUGAUCCUGCACGAGUUCGGGCACGUCCUCGGCUUGAUGCACGAACAUCAAAGCCCAGCACACGGCGGCGCAGUCACUCUCGACGCCAACGCAGUGCACGCCCACUUCGCCAGCAGCCUCGGAUGGAGCGCCGACACGACCAAGAAGCAGGUCGUCGACCACUACAGCACCACGAGCGUGUCCAACUUCCCCGCGGUCGACCCGAGCUCGAUCAUGGCGUACUUCCUGCCCCCUGCGCUCAACGAGCAGCGCGUGCAGAUCCCCGCGAACGUGAGUCUGUCGGAGUCCGACAAGGCGUACAUGGUUCUCGCGUACCCGCGCCCGAAGCCCCACGCGCUGGCGCCGAACUGGACGCUCGAACGCGCGCUGCAGGUGUUCGGCGCGGAUCCCGAGACGGUCAACGGGAUCCUGUCGGCGCGCGGGGGCGUGCUGAAGAUCCGGGCGCUGUUCCUGUCGUUCCUCGUGCAGAAGCGCACGGGGCUCGAGACGCACAUCAGCGCGGAUGGAUUCGACAGCGAUGAGGAGGAGGAUGCAGGGACGAUGGAGUUCGUCCGCAAAGAGGUUGACUUGGCUCCGACGGAGGUGGAGGUGGUGCGACCCGUAGAGAUCGUCGCCCCAGCGCCGGUCGUUCCGCCUAUCCACGACUUUUAUCUCCAAAAUGGGCCGGCAAACGUCGUUCCUGUCGUGCCUCUCUCAGCCAGCCCACCAGGUCGGUCGUUGACGGAGGCGUUCUACGCCAAGCAAGCGGUUGUCCCAGUGCCGGAGCCGGUCGUGAUCGCGCCUCAGCCCCCUGUGGUCAUUCCAGCAAUUGUCGCGGAGGAGCCGGUGGUCGUGCCCAUUCCUGAGCCCAUCGCGGUACAGCCCAUCGUCGUCCCGGAGCCCGCUCCAAUCGUCGUCGUUGCACCUCAACCCGAACCAGAACCCAUUCCCGUCAUCGUGCCUCAAGUCGAGGUUCCCAUCGUGGUUCCAGUGCCUGAGAUCCCACCCGUCAUCUCAGAGCCAGUUUCACCCGUGUUCGAGCCGGUCAUCGUCCCAGUAGCUGAAGUCGCCGUCGUCGCGCCAGUGGUACGGACCAAGAAAAUCUUCAUCAAGAACGUCCCUCGGCCUGUCGUGCCGGUUGUUGCCGAAGUCCUUCCCGAACCGGUUGUAGUCGAGACACCAUGCACUGAAUACCUUCCUGCCCUCACCAAUGCGCUUGAAGCGGUCUUCCCCGCUGAGGAGGGCCAGACUUGGAGGCUUCAGACGAAGGGCAAGGUCAUCGACCCCGCUGCUUUCGUGUGGGACACCUCUCUCGCUGCCGCUGGAAUCGAUGCGCAGUGGAUGAAGCCAGACGAGGUCGCCGAGGCUGAGGCUAGCAUUGUCGAUCUACUGUUUGGAGGGGAAUCCGAAGACGAGGAGAAGCGUCUCAGCUCUGUCUACGAACAGAUGCUCUACAGCCUCGUCCCCAAGCCCGUUCACAGUCCGCUUCAGGAGCAGCAGGACAAGAUCCGCCAGUGGCUCCAGACCGAAGUCCCCGUCUCCCGGUGGCAGCUGUCCGCCGAAAAGACCAACGCAGACGCCGUGCGAUCGGAGACCAAGAUGUCUCGGCUCGAGCUCAGCGAGUAUCUGAUGGACCAGUACUCUGCUACUAAGCAGGCUUGGGAGAGCGAGAAGGCAUUGCUGAUCAAGAAGCUUGCUUCGACCGACCGCACCGACAUCAAGGAACGGGCCCGCUCGAUCGCACAGCUGAGUGUUGCGCGGGAAAAGGAGAUCGCUACGAAGUACCGGGACGCGGUCGUCGGUGGAGACAUUCACCGCGUCAAGGAAUACAUCGCGUUCUUGGACAUUCCAAUCAAUGCUGCAGCUCAUGCUUUGCAAGACGCAAAGGACAUCCUCCGCGAAAGCUCGUCGGUUUCCCUUCCGACCGGUGAGAAGGUCUACCCCGUCCAGCUCGCCCCCGUCGACUGGUUCGCUUCGCUCCCCACGUCGUUCACCCAGCAGGAUCUCUCGAACCCCACCGAAUCUGUUGGCGGCGCUGAUGUCCGUCCGGUGACACCUCUCGGCAGUGCAUCGAUUCAAAGCCUGCUUCCUGCUGUGAAGCUCGAUGCACCCAAGGGUUGGUGGGAGGAGAUUGUACUCGAGAACGUGCGAUCGGACACCCUCUGGAGCAUCCCGUCUGAGGGGAUCGACGAGGAUCGGAUUGACGUGGCCUUCCGGGCUUGUAAGGUCGAUAUCAGUCGCAGCGGCUGGUUUAAGCCUCAGAUCUUCAAAGACGACCAGUCCUUCUACAAGAUGGAAAAGUCGACUGUCCUCCCUCCCCAAGCCGGAUAUGCGGCCUCUUUUAUCGUUGCAAAGGACAUCGUCGUGCGCGUGAAACACACGGACAUGGCGCACGACAUGAACAACGCAGCCAAAUCGUCCGCUUUGCUAUCCUUCGCGUAUUCCAAGUACACGGACAGCUUCCAGCCGCACGGAGAUGGAUUCCUCGUCAAGAUUCCCGGGCCUCAGAUCAUCGGGUACAUCGUCAAGCCGCUGCACACGACCGCCGCCGCUGCGCUCGUCCCCGCUGAUUUCACGGUCGAUGUGCCAGCUCCGGACCUCACUCCUCGCGUCGAUCACGUUCACCACUGGCAUUCCCACGACACAUACCACGCUGUUGUCCCGGAGCUCAGACUCGUGAAGGUGGACGAGAAGUCGGAGUGCCCCGCGUGUCACCCCUCCCCCCGUCCUCAUGGCGAUAACUCGGGCUUCAAGUACUCUGCGUUGCCGGAUGCUACCGAGAGCACGGCCAACUCCGAACGCGCUGAUCCUGAGGUGCAGAGGAUGGCUGAAGAGCAAGGGCGGGAUGUCCGAGCGAGCUUUGGGGUGGAUGAGAGUCAUCGCUUCCUCUAGACUCAGUACUGUUUCUUCUUAGGGUAUUUGGAAUGGAUGGAGUGAUGAGAGCGGGAAUAUAUAUAAUCCCAAGCUCCCAGGACGACAAGUCGGGCACACUUUGUGAAGCAUGGAAUGAGGUGCCCUCAUAAUGAAGGGUGGGUUAGCUCUACUAGUGGAUACAUUCCAACUAUAGAAGACACCCGAUCCCCAGAAUUGAAGAUGAUCGGCCUGAGCUCCGAUAUGAGGGAAGGUUCAACCAUGGAUGAUUGGCUUACAAGUACCAAAUCCGAGUCGAUAAGAUAACACUAUCAAUUGCAUCAACUCUUCUGUCGCACAUGACCCUCCUGUGCGUUCUGCUCUGCUUUACAGCUCUCCGAUUGGCCCUCAUCCUUGUAUUGCCGCUUCCCCUCUGCCCACCUCUCAGCAGUCGAUUGCGCGCUCGCAGGCUGCAGAGAUGAAGCGAUCCAGUGGCACGCGCGGUCGAUGUUCAGAUUGAAUGACAGGUCGUUGUGCGUUGCGAUGGACGAGUGUGCGGUGACGUUAGGUGGAAUGUCAAGCGGAGGGGACUGGACGAGCGCGUCUGACAUGAGAUGUGUGGAGGACGUUUGAUAGCUUGGCAGGCCUUCAGCGAUGACUUCUUAUAUCGGAGUGGAAGAGGGAAGACGCUCUCCUAGCCGUCUCGGGACGGCAUGUAACCUACAGGGUACUCGGCAAAGCGAUGUCCCGCAUCGAUCAAGUUGCCGACCUCAAUACAAAGUGAAGCCGAUCCCGACGCAACGCCAAA